Molecule: messenger RNA, 748 nt
Organism: Alnus glutinosa
Lineage: Eukaryota; Viridiplantae; Streptophyta; Magnoliopsida; Fagales; Betulaceae
Product: lachrymatory-factor synthase-like
Exons: 1
Coding region: 87-584 (165 amino acids)
Source: RefSeq, a predicted model, not a curated record
AGACAGCCCGGCCUCUCCCGUCUUCUCUCAUGCAGACGGCAGACGGAAGACGGCAGACACAAACAUACAUACAUACAUAAUUACAUAUGGAAGCGGAAACAGGGUCAAAAAAAUGGGAAGGGAAGGUCUCCGCUGGGCUACCAAUCCCAACAGCAGCACAAGUGUGGCCUUUCUUGGAGGACUUUUGCAACGUGCACAAAUGGCUUCCUUGUGUUGAAACGUGUUAUCAAGUAGAUGGGAUCUCUGGGCAGCCUGGAAUGAUCCGUUACUGCACCGGCACAAUAAAAGACGGCCGAGAUGAGACGAUGAUCAAAUGGGCCAAAGAGAAGCUACUUACGAUUGAUCCCAUCAAACGCUGCUUGAGCUAUGAGAUCUUAGAUAAUAACGUCGGCUUGAAGUCAUACGCGGCAACAAUGAUGGUUUUGCCAAGCGAUAUUGGUGAUGGCAUACAUGGGUGCAAGAUCGAGUGGUCAUUCGUCAGCGAUCCGAUUGAAGGGUGGAGACUUGAAGAUUGGGUCUCUUUUCUGGAGGCGAGCCUCCAGUCCAUGGCAAAGAAUAUACAAGAUGCCCUCCUCCUCCUUUGAAGUUUUCAACUACCUGUUCGAUCUAUUAUUCUAUGAUCAUUUGCUUAUAUAGUUUCCAAGUUGGUUAAUGUUUGUUCAAAGGAAUACGAGGGUUUUCAACUCUUUGUUUGAUUAUCUAAUCUUCUCCUUUUAAAUAAAUGAUUGGUGAUUUGUUGGAGUCUUAA